CUCGGGAGACGCACCUUUUAGGGAUUUGGACAAUGCUACCUUGAUAGUGGGACGCCUUGGUUCUUCCCUCUGCCGUCUGCCUCUUAGCUGCAGGUCUUCUCCAAUAUUUCGGCGCUAUUACAGGGAUGACCGACGAAAAUAUUUGGCCCGGCUAGUGGCAAUCGCGGAUGGGGUAUUGUCCUUGGCCCUGUCAGUCCUCUGAGACAACAGGCUCUGCCGCAAUGGUGGCGCGUGUUUAAAUACCAGCUCAUCCCCCCAGGCCCAGGCCAUUGGAUUGAUUGCUUUGUUUUACCGUUUGACCUGAUCUUUGUUUUCUAAGCAUCAUACAUCAUGAAGUCAUUUGCCGCUCUCGUCCUCCUCGGACUCAUCAGCCCGUCUCUUGCUCUCCCCCAGCCCGAGGCCGCCAAGCGUGCUCCCGCUCCUAACCAUGCCCGUGCUGGAGAGGUUCGCAACGCUUUCCAGACUGCCUGGAAGGGUUACUACAAAUAUGCUUUCCCCCACGAUUCCCUCCUACCCCUCAGUAACGGGUUUGAGGACGACCGCAAUGCUUGGGGUCUGACUCCCUUUGAUGCGCUCUCCACUGCCAUCAUCAUGAACGAUGAGGAGAUUGUUAACCAGAUCUUGGACUUCGUUCCUUCCAUCGACUUUUCGACUACCAAGAAGGCCAACGAUACCAUUUCGCUCUUCGAAAGCACCAUCCGUUACCUUGGUGGCAUGCUUUCCAGCUACGAUCUUCUCAAAGGCCCCUACAAACGCCUUGCCCGCGAUCCCAAGAAGGUUGAUGCGCUGCUCAAGCAAGCAGCCAGCCUUGCUGACUCUCUUUCCAUCGCUUUCACCACCCCCAGUGGUAUUGCUGAUGGCUAUCUCGUCCUCAACCCCGCCCCCAAGAAGAGCGGCGCCACGACCUCCAAUCUUGCUGAGAUGGGUACCCUGAUCCUUGAGUGGACUCGCUUGUCCGACUUGACCGGUAACCCCAAGUACCGCCAGCUCGCCGAGAAGUGCGAGAACCAUCUCCUCAACCCCAAGGGCUCUCCCGAGGCCUGGCCUGGUCUGGUUGGUACCGACAUCAGCGUCGCUACUGGCGAGUUCGUCAACAGCUCUGGUGGCUGGUCUGGUGGUGCCGACAGCUUCUAUGAGUACCUCAUCAAGAUGUACUUGUACGACCCUAAGCAGUACGGCUUCUACAAGGAGCGCUGGAUCGCUGCCGCCGACUCCACCAUUGCUCACCUCGCUUCGCACCCCAGCACCCGUCCCGACCUGACCUUCCUCAGCCAAUUCAACGGCCAAAACACAUACCCCGUUACUGGUCACUUGACCUCGUUUGCCGGUGGCAACUUCAUCCUUGGUGGUCUGCUCCUUAAGGAGGACAAGUACACCAAGUUUGGCCUCGCCCUCGCCGAAUCCUACUUCCAGACCUACAACCAGACUGCCUCUGGUAUCGGACCCGAAGUCUUCCGCUGGAUUGACCAGACAAACCCUACCUCCAAGCCCCCUGCCGACCAGGCUGACUUCUACAACAAGGCUGGCUUCUGGGUUACCGGCGCCGACUACGUCCUCCGCCCUGAGACCAUUGAGAGUCUGUACUACGCUUACCGUGCUACUGGUGACAAGAAGUACCAGGAUCUUGCCUACCAGUGCUUCAAGGCCAUCCUCAAGCAGUGCCGUGGUGGCUCUGGCUUCUCUGGCAUCAACGACGUCACCAAGGCUGACGGUGGCGGCCAGGACAACUUCCAGCAGAGCUUCUUCCUCGCUGAGGCGCUCAAGUACUCUUACCUUAUCAACAUCGACGACCAGCCCGUCCAGGUUCGUGCUGAUGGCAACCAGUUCGUCUUCAACACUGAGGCCCAUCCUUUCAAGGUCCGCAAUGCUUAAAUGGAGCUGCGGUCGAAUCAGAAACAGAUAUAUGAAAACAAAAAACAAAGGCAGUACAUAAUGCAGUAGUUAUAUCAAUACGAAUAAUGAUUGGCCAUGAUUUAUCGUCAUCAAUUUAGCCAGCAACUUACGACUCUGAUGCCA
Molecule: messenger RNA, 2016 nt
Organism: [Torrubiella] hemipterigena
Lineage: Eukaryota; Fungi; Ascomycota; Sordariomycetes; Hypocreales; Clavicipitaceae
Source: the annotation of a GenBank genome assembly